AUUAAAAUAGAAAUCAACAAAAGGCGAAAGAGAAGAUAAAAGAACCAAAAGGAGAGAAAUGAACACUCCCAAGAAAAUUCCAAGGUGUCUAAUUAGUCUUAACACACGUGCAAGUGCCUCCACCACAGCCACUUCUACUCACUACUGCUACUGCUACUAACCCGUACUUAUAAAAGAUUCCCAGAAAAAAAAUUUGGCCUAGAACACAUUUUGCGUAAGAAAAAUUUGGACUAUCUACAAAAGCUUUUGCGUCCUAGAAAUUUGCCCAAGUAAAAAAGUUCUUAGGUCAAGUUCCUACGACUGAAAAACAUGGCGCACCGACAAGACAGCCGGCGCCGACUGAAGACUUUUCGACCUCGGAAAGACAUGUUUGGUGAUUGUAGCGAUGAAGAACCCGUCCAGAGGAAUAUAUCGCCUGGAUAGUGCUGGGAUAAUUUUUGUGACGGACUUGGUACGAGAUGACCCCCUCACACCUGAGAUGGUGAUUAUUUUACUCAGAGCUCACAGCAAGAUAAGAAAUGUUUUUGAAAAAGGAAUUAGUCAUCUAAAGCAACGCUUCCAUGUUUUGAAUGAUGAGAUCAGAGUGAGUCCCCCUCUCAAAGUCUGUCAGAUUGUGUGUGUCUGUGCAUUACUGCACAAUAUUUGCAAGGAUAGACACAUGCAGAUGCCUUACACUUAAGAGGAUGACGUGGACAAUGAUGUUGACAGUGAUGACAUCAAUGUUCCAUUACCAGACAUACCAGGAGUUGGACUUGCUUUCAGAGAGCAGUUGUCUUCUACACACUUCAGGAUGGCUCUACCUACUGAAAUGACCUGCUUGGUGAAGGAGGAGCCAGAAGAGGGGUAUGAACUAGUGAGGCGCCCUGUACCCUCACCAGGCCCUGGGGACGCCAUCAUCAAGGUGGACAGAGUUGGAAUUUGUGGCUCUGACAUCAAUCUGUGGAAAUGGAAUGAUAUGGCACAGGUCAUUGCCACACUGCCUUUCAUUCCUGGACAUGAAGCCACUGGGGAAGUAGUGGCAGUGGGCACAGGCGUGAGUGAGGUCAAGAUUGGUCAACGUGUGGCAGUUGAGAACCAUUUCUAUUGUGGGCAGUGUUACCAAUGCAAGGAAGGCCGUGGGGACAUUUGCCAGCGUAUGGACCAGUAUGGGCAUGGAAGAGGCACAAUGCAUGGAGGUUGUGGACAGUAUUCCCUAGUGCCAGCCCGCUACUGCUAUGCCCUCACAGCACCACUCACGCCAGACCAGGCUGUCCUGCUUGAGCCUAUGGGAGUGGCUCACAAUGCAUUGGAGGCUAUCAGUGUGGCAGGCGAGGAUGUGCUGGUGUUGGGCUGUGGACCUGUGGGCUUGUUUGCUAUUGCCAUUGCCAAGGCACUGGGGGCUCGGGCAGUGUAUGGUAUGGACCAAGUGAGUGGCAAGCUGGAGCUGGCCCGGACGAUGGGUGCGUCACGAGUCAUCCACACAGGGAAGGAAAAUGUGACGGAAGUCAUUCAAGCACUGACCGCAGGUAAUGGAAUAGGUCGUAUAGUGGAGGCCAGCGGGGCAGCCUCCCUGCUCAAUGCCUCCUUCUCCUGGCUGAGGAAGGGUGGGCAGAUGGCACUCAUUGGCUUACCCAAGGCACCCCUUCAUGUGGAGAAUGUAACAACUGAUGUAUUGUUUAAGUCUCUCACUCUCAAGACUGUCCAUGGCCGCAGGAUUUUCCACACCUGGGCAGAGUGUGAGAGACUCCUGGUAGAAGGCAAGGUGGACAUUACCCCUGUGGUUUCUCAUCACCUUCCCAUUAGUCAGUACCGUCGUGCCUUUGACCUCCUUACAUCUGGCAGUGCUUCCAAGAUUCUUCUUGACCCUCAAAACUGAUUAUCCACCAGUUGCUCUGCUUCGUAAAGGCAUGUCUAAAUUACCAGACAUUCCCACCAGACAACAAAUGCAUAUACAGCCAAAAAAAAGUUUGUUGGAAUAAUGUUAACAGCAUUCAGAAGUUGAAGUGAUUGCUUUAAGAAACACUGAUAAAGGAGUGGUAAAGGAGGCAACCAUGCAUGAGGUCUGGAUGAAUAGCUUAACAUAGGUAGUAACAAAAGAACAGAGGCAAUUGUUGAGGUUUUUUUUUUUUUUUUUUUUUUUUUUUUUUUUUGAGAAAGACUUUUAAUAUUUUGCUAUACCUGUCAUAAUUAACAGAUAACAAUUAUAUAAUUAAAUAUAUUUCAAAGAUUUUUAAAAUUUUAUCAACUUUCAAAAGCCUCAAUUUUUUUAUGUAGUGACGCAUUCCUUGAUAAUGCCUCGUUGCCAACUCUGCAUCAUGAAAAGAUGUAUUUGCUUUAAUCUUUAGGUAAAUUACCAGUUUGGCUUUUGAGUAACCUUAGGGUAGUGCCUUUAUCACACUCCUUAUCUUGAAUACUACAGCUGCUCAAACACCACAGAACUUUUCAAGCUAUUCUCCUGCAAUACUUAACACAAUACAAAUGACUGAAUUGGAUUUCAAGCACUGUCAGUAAAAUAGAAAACAUCAUCCUAAUACAGUUUGACACAUACAGUUUCCACCUGGAGAACUCUCUAGGGUCUUAAGGUUGUCUGUGCCUAAUGUCUGUCUAAUGUCUAUCUCAAAUUUUUAUUGUAAAAAUGUUUGAUGAUUUAACUAAGGAAUCAUGAGAAUAAAAUUUUA
Portunus trituberculatus (swimming crab) is the source of this 2657-nucleotide messenger RNA. Its product is annotated as L-threonine 3-dehydrogenase-like. The record is from RefSeq and is a predicted model, not a curated record. The coding region runs from base 791 to 1855 and encodes 354 amino acids. Lineage: Eukaryota; Metazoa; Arthropoda; Malacostraca; Decapoda; Portunidae. Gene Ontology annotation, molecular function: zinc ion binding; oxidoreductase activity. The transcript is spliced from 11 exons.